Molecule: messenger RNA, 324 nt
Organism: Puccinia triticina
Lineage: Eukaryota; Fungi; Basidiomycota; Pucciniomycetes; Pucciniales; Pucciniaceae
Exons: 3
Coding region: 1-324 (107 amino acids)
Source: RefSeq, a predicted model, not a curated record
AUGAACCAAGAGAUAUUAGAGUCAACCGAAGAGGUUUCGUCCGACCUUGCGCAUGCGGAUGCAUUUGGUUCUCCGGAGGAGUUUGGAGAGGCCUUGCGCCAUCUAAUGGAAUCAGAAGCUCGGGCCACCGCCUUCGCAGAGCGAAAAAAGCAGGUUCAAGAGCUACUGAACUCUUUUCCCAACACGGCCGCCGCCACUUUGACCUUGGGCAACGACGGCACAGCUCCGGAAUGCACAAUCUCCCUGGCUAGAACAGAACACAAGCUGCCCUAUUUGCCGAGUUGUAUUGCAACUGCCACCUCCGUCGAACUCGGAACCCUCUAG